AUGGCCAAUAGCAGCCAGCGGAUGGCGCUCAGCACCAACAAGAACAAGAACUGGCGGGCCAACUACCUGCGCGCGCUCAACAUCUUCACGCCGGACCUGGCCCCGUCAACGAGAGGGCGGCACGUCUCGGCCAACGGGGAUGGGAGGCGGACAGCGGCUCAACAGGCUAAUGGACGCUCCGAGACGACUACGAGUCGGCGGCGCACGGUGGCCGCACCGUCAGCGUCGACGGACGAACCGACGCGCCGCGCCGUCAGUGGCAACAAUAGCAGAGGACGCUCCUCCGUGUCGGCGUCGGUGUCGGCGUCCACUUCGGCUAGGCACAGCAGCAGCAGGUCCGGUUCUUCGUCUCGCAGCAGGAGAGGGACGUCCCCUUCGGAUGACAAGACCUCGUCCUACGUGUUUGGACUGCGCUCGCAUCUCUUCCGGGCGCGGAAACUCGCGACGAGAAGCGACAUGAUGGUGGUGGAUCGCGUGUCGGCGCCCAUCGAGAUCCCGAUAGGUACCUCUGCGACGUCUCCGACGGCCAUCCCCUCACGAACGGACAAGCUGUUGGACAGGAGAGACUCGGAGUCGCAUCGGCGGCGUGGCAGCAGCCACGACUUUCAGAACUCGACGGACAAGCAGGCGAUGGUGCAGUUGCUCUCCUGGGAAGAGCCGUCCGUGAUGCUCGGCAAUGGAGGCUGGCCGCUCGAGAGUGAGAAGCGCAACAGCAAUAAUAACGGCAUGAGCGCGGGGUUGGCUAUUCCUAUGAGCAGAAACGACGGUGGCCGAACUCGGAGAUCUUCACGUCCAUAUUCAGGUCCUGACGGUAUUGCAGAGGAGUGCGAAGACACUGACGACGAUGAUGCGGACGGGCUGACAAACACAGAGGACGACGACGAUGACGACAUAUUUAAGAUGGAGUUCGAGGGCGAAGGCGGCGACUCCAAGGCCAAGAACGUAUUUAGGAGCAAGCACGCGAGCAGUGACCGGCGGCGUGUGGGGCUGCGGCAGCGUGUGCCCGGAGGUUUUGACGAUUUCGACGACGAGGAAGACGAUGUCGUCACGCCGCUGUCUGCGUCGUUUGUGCCUCCGCAUCAAAUGGUGGAGCGCGGGUGCUUCUCACUGGGUCUGCGGGACGAGCUCAAGCGGAAGCCUGGCGUGCACAUCUAG
Molecule: messenger RNA, 1155 nt
Organism: Phytophthora sojae
Lineage: Eukaryota; Oomycota; Peronosporomycetes; Peronosporales; Peronosporaceae
Exons: 1
Coding region: 1-1155 (384 amino acids)
Source: RefSeq, a predicted model, not a curated record